GAGUUUUCUGCUCAGGUUAAUUUCUUUUUCUCAAAGAUGGCGUCAAACUUGACUGUCAAAGUGCAUCCGGUAGUAUACAUGACCAUCGUUGACUCAUACCUUCGAAGACAAAGGCCAACAAAAGCAGGGCAACCUGCGAAUGAUAAAGCUUUAGGAACUUUGAUGGGAUUUUACGAAAAGGAUGCGGUUCAGGUGACUAAUUGCUUCGCUAUUCCCUUCAGUGAACUUCGCGAUGAUUUGGAGCUUGAUGACUCUUUCAAUCAACAAAUGAUCCAAAUGCUGAAGAGAGCCGCACCCACUGAACAGCCUGUGGGAUGGUUCUACACUUCGUCGGAUCUGUCAUCAAAUUGUCUUAUCUAUCAUGAUUAUUACAAUAGGGUUAUCAACGAGGUGUCACGAAAGGAGGUACCACCAUUGAUCUUGCUGACGUUAGACACUACAUUCUCCAGUGUAGAUGACAAGUAUCGCAUGCCAAUGAGAGCUUACCUCAGAACUAUGGCUGGAAUACCUCGUGCUCGUGAUCCUCAUUGUGCAAUAUUCAACCCACUACGCGUGGAAUUGGAUGCAUUUCCGGGAGAGUGUGUCGCAAUGCAACUGAUUGAGAAUGCGCUUGACUCUCGGCGACGCGAAGUUACCAUGGAAAGUGGUCUGGAACAACUUGAAAGGAGCAUAGGUCAGAUAAUCGAAUGGCUGGAAAGGUUGCUAGAAUACGUCAACGAGGUCAUAUCUCGUGAUGAAUUGCCUUCUGAUGCCACGAUGGGGCGUCGCCUAAUGGAUAUUGUCAAUACCGCUGCCACUCACAUGCAGACUGAAAAACUAGAUAAUCUUGUCAAGAAUAGCCUAAGGGAUUACAUGAUGAUAUCGUAUCUGGCAAAUCUUACUACGACUCAGUUGCAAGUUCAUGAGAGGAUGACAAAUAUCUGAAUGUUCUGUCCCUUCUACCUAUAAUUGUUGACUAAAAUAUCGCUGGGUUCAAAUGAUGCGUUACGAAGCUACAAGUAAAUUUAGUAGGAUGUCUGAUAUGGCGACUUGAUAGUGUACGGCAUCAUUUUCGUUACUGUCUUCACCAUUGUCACCGUUUGUUCUCGCUAUUUCUUCUGCACCAUACUGAAAAAUUGUACUGCGGAUGUAGUGCUGUGCUUUUUCACAACUUUUUAGAAUUUCUUUGUUGACUUUCUGGAGAGCUGUUGUCCCGUGAUUGUUGAACUCUGUUGAAAUAAAUAUUCAUAUGAAAA
Molecule: messenger RNA, 1235 nt
Organism: Cylicocyclus nassatus
Lineage: Eukaryota; Metazoa; Nematoda; Chromadorea; Rhabditida; Strongylidae
Source: the annotation of a GenBank genome assembly